This is a messenger RNA of Sitodiplosis mosellana (orange wheat blossom midge), 5340 nucleotides long. RefSeq names its product protein phosphatase PP2A 55 kDa regulatory subunit (gene tws). Lineage: Eukaryota; Metazoa; Arthropoda; Insecta; Diptera; Cecidomyiidae. Gene Ontology annotation, molecular function: protein binding; protein phosphatase regulator activity. The record is from RefSeq and is a predicted model, not a curated record. Gene Ontology annotation, cellular component: protein phosphatase type 2A complex; cytosol. The transcript has 5 exons. Gene Ontology annotation, biological process: peptidyl-serine dephosphorylation. The coding region runs from base 1600 to 3108 and encodes 502 amino acids.
CAAAAUUGAAUCGUUGCGCGUUACACUCGCACUUUCAAUGUCUCCAACAAGAAACAGAGCCAUACGUGCGAUCGUAAACUAGCAGGCGUUGCUUGAACGUGUGUAUAAACAGAAGAAAAAAAAAGAAGAAAAAUGUGUGUACUGUGUGAUGUGUUCGCGUGAUGAUUGUAGGAAAAUAUUAUUUAAUAGCAUUUCAUCGGCGAUUGACAAUGUUUCCAUCGUGUUGGAGCUCAAUCUCGUUCAGCCACAACGCUAGACCAGACUCGAAAAUCAUACAGCAUUGUAAACGGUAGCAGCCACCGCUGUGUACCAAAACAUUAUUAUUUUUUCUGCUCUUCUAAAAUAAGAGCUUCUGUGGCUUAGAUUAUGAAACGAAUUUUGAUUACGGAAACCGAAUAAACACGAUUUUUCUGUGUGUUCUCUUCAUCUACAUGCUAUUUGUUGUGCGGAGUGUGUAUUUAAUUUUAUUUUGGAUUUUUUUUCUGGUUCUCUCUGUUCGUUUUUCGCCAAUUUCUUACCGAACAGAUAAAUGUUUUACAUUUAAUUGGGGUGAUCAUGUUUAUCGCGGUUUAUGUGAUUAGUCAAAUUAACAACAAGUGAAUUGCAGUGAGUGGUUCGAGUGUGAAAUAGAAGGCGUGAAAAGCGUAUUUACAUGUUGUGCAUCCGUUGAUGUUGUGAAAAAGAAGCAACACAUUUUUCAUUCAAUUAGUAACUGAAAUCGGUUUUGUUUACGUUUUUUUUUAUUUGUUGCUGUUCAUGGGGAUUCAUCGUUUGCAAAGUCUGAUUCUUUUGCGGUUGAAGUGUGUAUAGUUGAUCUACACUUGAACUUCACUUGUUUUCAAUUUUUAUUUGAUUAAUGACCGAUUUGUGUGAUAUGUGAACGUCCAGAAGAGACAGAAAAACACAACAACUUAAUCAAAGGCAACAGCAAAUCGAUUUGAAUCUUGAAAUUGAAUUUGAAUUUUUUUAGCCGAUUUUGAAAUGCACUCACUCAGUUCAAGUUAUUUAAAAGUGCUGAUGAGUUUAAAGGCAAUGCAAUUUAUGAUAUUCAAUUGAAAUGAAUUCCGAAUGACGAAAUUUGAAACGAAGAAAACAAAACAGAUUUAUUUGUAAAAUCAAUCAAUGCAUUGAAUGGGAUUUUUUUCUGUUCAUUCAGUUGCGUCGUCGUCGUCGUCUUCGUCGUCACCCGGGACUCGAUUGGAGUGCUAACACAUGAAAUAAAAAAAACAAACAAAGUAAAACGAAAAAAAAAAUAUUCUGUGCACUGAUCGGAAUAUCGGAGAAACUGAGUACUUAAUUUAAAGAAUGUGUGAAAUAUUUGUUAUUCGACGUAUUUCGUUGCUACAUCGCAUUAACCGACCUGAACGAUCACAAAAAAAUGUAAUCACAAAUAAAUGUGCAGAUAUUUUGGACACAUUUUACACAUAAACGCAAUAUCUUUUUAUUUUGCUAAUCUCGUGCCAAUUGUCUAUCCAUCUCUAAGUAAUUGAUCAUUGAACAACAACUAAAUUGAUUUACCAAACUCGGUGUGCUUGACAAUUCUCGGAUUUGAAGGGAUUUCAAAUAAUUGCGGUGCAAAUCUACGUGAACGAAUUAAAAAUGAUAAUGGGUCGCUGGGGCAGACAAAGUCCCAUUGAACAGUUAAACGAGCCGUCUCCACCGCCGUUGCCACCAAAAAAUUCCAUUAAUAUUGUGCGACAGUCAAGUUUCAAGCGGCUUGGAUCAAUCCUGAAUUCAACGAAGAACGGCAUCACAAAAAGAUCACCGAGCCACGGCGAAACAUCUUGGUGCUUCUCACAAAUUAAAGGGGCUUUAGAUGAUGAUGUGACAGAUGCAGAUAUUAUAUCGUGUGUCGAGUUUAAUCAUGAUGGUGAGCUCUUAGCUACAGGUGAUAAAGGUGGUCGCGUUGUUAUAUUUCAGAGAGAUCCUGCCUCCAAAACAGCCGUACCGAAGCGUGGCGAGUACAAUGUCUAUUCAACAUUUCAGUCACACGAACCCGAAUUCGAUUACUUAAAGUCGCUGGAAAUCGAAGAGAAAAUCAACAAGAUUCGAUGGCUGAAGCGAAAGAAUCAGGCGCAUUUUCUGCUGUCAACAAAUGACAAAACAAUCAAAUUGUGGAAGGUGUCGGAGCGCGAUAAGCGGGUCGAGGGUUACAAUACAAAAGAGGAUAUCGGCUCCAUACGCGAACCACUUUCGAUUCUGUCAAAGGAUCAACUGCGCAUACCGACCACAAAACCAAUGGAUCUACUGGUAGAAGCAUCACCGCGACGAAUAUUCGCCAACGCGCACACGUACCACAUAAACUCAAUAUCGGUCAAUUCGGAUCAGGAGACCUAUCUGUCCGCCGACGAUUUACGCAUUAAUUUAUGGCAUUUAGAAAUAACCGAUCAAUGCUUCAAUAUCGUUGACAUUAAGCCGACGAACAUGGAGGAGCUCACCGAAGUCAUAACCGCAGCUGAAUUUCAUCCAAAUGAAUGUAAUUUAUUUGUGUAUUCCAGUAGCAAGGGAACGAUAAGAUUGUGCGACAUGCGCUCGUCGGCACUAUGUGAUCGGCACGCAAAACAGUUCGAGGAGCCCGAUAAUCCAACCAAUAGAAGCUUUUUCAGUGAAAUUAUAAGUUCGAUUAGUGAUGUAAAACUAAGUAAUUCGGGUCGUUAUCUAAUUUCAAGGGAUUAUUUGAGCAUCAAAGUGUGGGAUCUGCACAUGGAAUCGAAACCAAUCGAAACAUACCCGGUUCACGAAUACCUACGAUCGAAGCUGUGUUCGCUGUACGAGAACGAUUGUAUAUUUGAUAAGUUUGAAUGUUGCUGGAACGGCGACGAUACACAAAUUAUGACUGGUAGCUACAAUAACUUUUUCCGUGUGUUUGACCGCAAUCGUCGCACCCAAAACGAAAUCACAUUGGAAGCAUCACGGGACAUUAUCAAGCCGAAAACUGUAUUGAAGCCACGCAAAGUGUGCACCGGUGGCAAGCGAAAAAAAGAUGAAAUUAGCGUCGACUGUUUGGAUUUCAACAAAAAAAUUCUUCACACGGCCUGGCAUCCACAAGAGAACAUUAUUGCUGUUGCAGCGACCAACAAUCUAUUCAUAUUUCAAGAUAAAUUUUAGCCCAACUUUCCCUUCAACGCUAAAAUUAUGUUCAUCCUUAAUUUUACUUGUUAAUAAUCAUUUUAUUUGUUUUUCUUUUCUUUUGGAGUUUCUGAAUUUGAAACCGGAAUUCCGGAAAUACGGUUAUUUGGAACAUCAGUUCAAUUUCUCGGUACAUUCAUUGAUUCAGUAACACGAAAAUUAAAAAAACAAAACAAAACAAAACAAAACACAUAGUCUCAUUCGAACAAAAAAAAUGGCAUUCAAUCGAAAUCAGAAAACAAAUACAAAAAAAAAGAACUUCUACAAUCAAAUAUGUUAAAUACUAAGUAAACAAUUCAAAUCAUUUUAACUUUUUCUGUUUUCAAUCAAAAGGAAGAAGAAAAAAAUCGAAAAAAAACGUUUUUUUUUUUUAAACUAGCUCCUUUUAAUCGAUCGAAAGAGAAGAAGAAUCUUAAUUGAUCUUGGUAAAAAAUUGAAUGUAAUUUGAAAAGCAAAAGAAGAAGAAAAAGAAAACAAUGAACUUAAUUAAAUAAACAAAAAUGAGAUUGGAAAAUUCAAAAUUCAUGAGAAAAUAUAAUGGAAAAAACAAAAGAAAAAUAAAUGAUGAAAAAAUGGCCGUCAUAUGUGGAAGAAAAACAAAAAAAAAUACUUGAGAGAAAACAGAAAACUGGGGAAAAUUCAAUCCAUACAUUGUUAUAUCGAAGAAUGAUUAAAAUUUUAUCAAAAUUAAAUGCAACAUCUGCAUAACAAUUUUUUUUGUGUCCUUCAAUCUAAGGAAAUGAGAAGAAGAUCUAAACCGAACCGAAUCCACGUGAAAAUAAGCGUGAUCAGAGUUUCGCUGAUAAAAUUCGCCUUACGAAUAUCAUUUUAUAUGAGCGAGCACGAUGAUAAGUGUGAAAUAAACACGCAAACACUCACACACACACACAUAUAAACAUACCGGAAUUAACAAUGCAACAAUGUUAAUGAAAUACGAAAAGAAAACAAAUCUAUUUUUUACAGUUACUUAAUAAAAUACUUAAUUUAGAAGUGAGAGAUACACAUUCACAUUAAGCUUUUCCCAUUUGUCUUAUCACGUGACGAAACAAACAAAUGAAAAUGAGUCCCAAUGACACUCAUUGUAGCCCAAAUUUUCGUUUAAUUUUUUUUUUCCGCAACCGAUAAUGAUCAAUGAUGGUGUCCUAUUUAGUUGUAGACAGCAUAUAAACGAUAUUUUGCAUUUGCAUCGAAAGGAUCACAGAGACACAAACACCCACAUUAAUAAGAAAGCAAAUCGAUCUGGCUGUUGCCAUUUUAUGGUCGCAAGCGAGACACAAAUCAACUUCAAUCGAUUGUUCCAUGUGAAAGAAAACGAAAGGGUAGAGAAAUGUAUCUCAUGUAAUGAAACAAACAAAAAAAAGUGACAAAAAUUGCAUAUCCUAUGCGAAUCGCACCAUUCUAAGUAUAUUGAAAACGCUUCCUCAGUUUAACAACGAUAAAAUGAAAAACAAACAAUAAAAAAACACAGCAAAAGAAAACAGAAGAAGAGAAACAAUUUUUAAUCACGAAAAAUUUAAAAAAAAAAGUAAAUAUGACUUCUGAUGACGACAUUGUGUGAUAGAUAUGCGAUAAACAGAGAAUGUUAGAGUGACAAAUAUUUUUCUCCUGGUGUCUGCGCUAUGUUGAUUUCUUCUCUAUCUCACUCUCUCCCUCUUUGUUGAAGGAGAGGUUUUUCUUCUUUGGAAAGAGGAUUUCCAUUUCUUUUUGUACGAUUCGUUUGUAAAUGACACAACAUUAUUUAUGACUUUUUGCAGAACAGUCGAUACCAAUUGGGCAUUGUUGUUGUGAAACCGAGCAAAAUUAAAACUAUUGAAUGCUUGUGUCACCACUAGAGAGCAAAAUAGAAUGGUAGUAAACUGAAAAGAAGUGACAAAAUACAUUUGGCAAACUAGAUGCAUAUUAUCAUCAAGACUCGUCAUUGUUAUAGAUAAAGAAAUUUUUUGUUUCAGUUUAAUAAGCAAUCAUUUUUCUCGUGCGCAUCAUAUAAAUAAUGUAUUGGUUAUGUUAUGUUUUUUUUUUAGUUGUUAAGUUUAACUAGAUGACCGAGAACAUUAGUUCUUUCUGUGGAAAACUGAAUGUGGUGUCGCAUAGAAUCGAUCGCAAAUCUUAAUACACUAUGGAGAAAUGGAUUGCAUUUGAUGAAAUAAGAAAGAAAAUGAAUAAAUUGAAACAUUGAAUGAUUAUGAAAUAUUUUGUGGUCAAAUUUCUGGA